GUAGGUAGAUACUUAACAAAGUUACGGUUCAAAUCCAGAGAGAUACACUACUUUACUUUCCCAUUAACAAGGAAACAAUUUCAUUGCACUACCAAACCUAUCCUACAUACAUACCCAUUGGUUGCUUAUCCCUUCCUUUCUGAUUUAUUCUAUUUUGGGUAUUUUAAUCCUCCCUUUUCCUUCUCUUGGCAAGUAAUAUAAUUUUUGGACUCUUUUUGUGUUCGUAUAAAACAACAAAUAGAUCAAGCCUAUUACUACAAAAAAAGGUACUAAAAUUAUUAUUAGUAUAGAAGAUGGGGGCUCCUUUAUCAUCAUGGCCAUGGGAAAACUUUGGAAUAUUCAAGUAUGUAUUAUAUGGACCAAUUGUGGGGAAAGUAUUGUAUGAAAUUUUGAAUGAAGAACCCUCAUACUCCAACCUCAGCUGGUGGUGCAUUCAUUUGCUCGUACUAUGUGGUCUAAGAACUCUACUACACGUGUUUUGGAGUUCUUAUAGUAACAUGCUUUUUCUUACUAGAAAUCGAAGGAUUCUUCAACAAGGUGUUGAUUUCAAGCAGAUUGACAAAGAAUGGGACUGGGACAAUUUCUUGAUUCUUCAAACACUUGUUGCUACCUUAGUUUCCUAUAUUUUCCCAUUUCUUCAGCAUCUUCCUCUAUGGAAUGUAAAAGGUAUUAUUGUUGCUAUGAUUCUACAUGUGGGAGUUUCAGAGCCACUUUAUUAUUGGGUACAUAAGAAAUUUCAUGGAGAUUAUCUUUUCAAAAACUAUCACUCUCUUCAUCAUUCAUCUCCGGUACCAACGCCUUUAACCGCUGGAAAUGCAACAUUUUUGGAACAUCUAAUUUUGAUGGCAGUGAUUGGAAUACCUAUCUUUGGGGCUUCAAUGAUGGGAUAUGGAUCCGGAAGUUUGGUAUACGGCUAUGUUUUGAUUUUUGAUUUUCUAAGAUGCUUGGGUCAUUGCAACGUUGAAAUAAUCCCACACAAAUUGUUCAAGGCAUUUCCAUUUCUUAGAUAUGUGAUACACACACCAACAUAUCACAAUCUUCACCACACUGAAAAGGACACCAAUUUCUGCCUCUUUAUGCCUCUCUUUGACGCAUUAGGCAAUACUCUUAACAAAAAUUCAUGGACAUUACACGAAACAUUAAGUUCAGGUUCAGGAAAUGGCGCUACGGUACCACGCUUUGUUUUCUUGGCUCAUAUGGUUGAUAUCUCAUCCUGCAUGCAUGUUCCGUUUGUUCUGCGAUCCGCUUCUUCAUUUGCAUACACUACAAGACUCUUCUUCAUCCCAUGUUUGCCAGUAACCUUUUUAGUUGUGAUGGCAAUGUGGCUUUGGUCCAAAACAUUUUUACUUAGUUUCUAUUACCUCCGAGGUAGACUCCACCAAACCUGGGUUGUACCGCGAUGUGGCUUUCAGUAUUUCUUGCCAUUUGCUACUGAUGGAAUUAACAAGCAAAUUGAGCAAGCAAUCCUCAGGGCUGAUAAAAUGGGUGUUAAAGUCAUUAGCCUAGCUGCAUUGAACAAGAAUGAAUCCCUAAAUGGUGGUGGAAAGCUUUUUGUGGACAAGCAUCCAAACCUUAAGGUUAGAGUUGUUCAUGGAAACACAUUAACUGCUGCUGUCAUUCUCAAUGAGAUCCCUCAAGAUGUGGAAGAGGUGUUCUUAACAGGAGCUACGUCCAAACUUGGAAGAGCAAUUGCACUUUACCUUUGUCAAAAGAAAGUUAGAGUUCUGAUGUUAACUAUUUCAACAGACAGAUUUCAGAAGAUUCAAAAAGAAGCCCCUCUUGAAUACCAAAGUUACCUUGUUCAAGUCACAAAAUACCAAGCAGCACAAAACUGCAAGGCCUGGAUUGUUGGCAAGUGGAUAACACCAAGAGAGCAAAGUUGGGCACCAAGUGGAACCCAUUUUCAUCAAUUUGUUGUCCCACCAAUUUUAUCAUUCAGAAGAGAUUGUACUUAUGGUGAUCUAGCAGCCAUGAGAUUACCAGAAGACGUGGAAGGUCUUGGUUGCUGUGAGUACACAAUGGAUAGAGGAGUAGUUCAUGCAUGCCAUGCUGGAGGAGUGGUACAUAGUCUUGAAGGUUGGACUCAUCAUGAAGUUGGUGCCUUAGAUGUUAACAGGAUUGAUCUUGUGUGGGAAGCAGCACUCAAACAUGGCUUAAGGCCAGUUUCAUCAAGUCCACACACAAAAACAGAUUAAAAAUAUUUGUCAUAAACAAGCAACUUUCUAAAGUUGUGUCUUAAUUAUAUGUUUUGGUAUACUAUUGCAUGUUCUGUUGGGAUUGGCCAUCAUGUGUGGUUGUAUUUAUUAUUCAAGUUUCUUUACUAUAUUACUCUUUCUGUCCCACAAUAUAAGCAAAAAUUUAUAAACAAAACUUAAUGUAUUUGAUUCAAAAUUUAUACCAAAUAGAACACUUAUGUUGACCAAUUUUUGCUUAUAUUUUGGGACGCAGAAAGUAUUUUAUGUUUUGUAUACGAUCAUAUUGAUCACAAACACAUUGACAGUUAUUCAUAAUCAUACCAUAAAUGAAGUUUAAGCAAAACUAGCCAGUUCACACCC
Molecule: messenger RNA, 2555 nt
Organism: Medicago truncatula (barrel medic)
Lineage: Eukaryota; Viridiplantae; Streptophyta; Magnoliopsida; Fabales; Fabaceae
Product: very-long-chain aldehyde decarbonylase CER3
Exons: 11
Coding region: 294-2195 (633 amino acids)
Biological process (GO): lipid biosynthetic process
Molecular function (GO): iron ion binding; oxidoreductase activity
Source: RefSeq, a predicted model, not a curated record